Molecule: messenger RNA, 2598 nt
Organism: Danio rerio (zebrafish)
Lineage: Eukaryota; Metazoa; Chordata; Actinopteri; Cypriniformes; Danionidae
Source: RefSeq, a predicted model, not a curated record
CAGCUUCAUUCGCAUUCUCAGUCUGCGCGCUGCGACCUCCGCUACGCAUCCCCCGGCAAACCAAGGCUGACCUGAUUUUCUGAACUAGCAUCUCGCUUCCUCACUGUAUCAGAGCAUCAUCAUCUGCCUCCUGUGAAAGAUGUCGGACUAUAGGCGACAGUGGAACCGGGAGGAUGAACUCCCGGUAUAUCUGGCAAAGCCCAUCUCGGCGGGCAACCAGCGGCAGAAGUCUCACGGAAUGUUUAGCUCUGUGGAGGGCGCGUAUGACAGUAAGACUAUUGAUUUCGAGCAGUACGCCGUGGGAAGGAGCAGGACCUCGCGGAGCAGCAGCAGGGAGCGCAUUGUGGACGGGGAUUUUGAAGCCUAUGAGAUUAGCGGGAGGUCCAUCAUCAGUUCCCCGCGCGAAAGAGGCGACGGGCGUCCGGGUGUCGAAAUCACGGAUCAGACCGAAAAGGAAUCCCUUAACGAGCGAAACAACGACGAGAGCGAGCGGCUGCUGAUUAAAGGUGGACGAGUGGUCAAUGAUGAUCAGUCACUGUAUGCUGAUGUUUAUGUUGAAGAUGGAAUUAUUAAACAGGUUGGGGAGAACCUGAUUGUGCCCGGGGGAGUGAAGGUGAUUGAGGCUAAUGGCUGUAUGGUCAUCCCUGGAGGGAUUGAUGUGAACACCUGCCUGCAUAAGCCAUAUCUGGGCACCCCACCUGUAGAUGACUUCUACCAGGGCACCAAAGCUGCUCUGGCAGGCGGCACCACCAUGAUCAUUGAUCAUGUGACACCACAGCCUGGAGAUGGUCUAUUGGAGGCCUUUGAGAAGUGGCAGGAAGCGGCGGAUAAGAAGUCCUGCUGUGAUUAUUCACUACAUGUCGAUAUUCCGCACUGGCAUGAAGGAGUGAAGGAGGAGCUGGAACAGCUGGUACAGGAAAAAGGAAUCAACUCUUUCCAAGUGUACAUGGCUUACAAAGGGUUAUACCAAAUGCCUGACUCUCAGUUGUACGAAGCGUUCUCUUUCCUUAAGGAGCUGGGGGCAGUGGUGCUGGUGCAUGCAGAGAAUGGAGACCUGAUAGCACAGGAACAAAGCAAAAUCUUGGGAAUGGGCAUCAUUGGUCCGGAAGGCCACCCACUGAGCCGUCCAGAGGAGCUGGAGGCGGAGGCUGUUUUCCGGGCCAUCACCAUUGGCAACAGAGUCAACUGUCCUGUGUACAUCACCAAAGUGAUGAGUAAGAGUGCCGCAGAGACUGUGGCCAUUGCACGCAAGAAAGGCUCUGUUGUUUUCGGUGAGCCAAUCACAGCCAGCUUGGCAACAGACGGAUCUCACUAUUGGAGCAAAAACUGGGCAAAAGCGGCAGCGUAUGUGACCUCUCCACCCCUCAGCCCUGACCCGACCACACCAGAGCAUCUUCACUCUCUGCUGGCUUGUGGGGAUCUGCAGGUUGUGGGCAGUGGACAUUGUGCAUACAGCACUUCUCAAAAGGCCAUAGGGAAGGACAACUUCACCCUUAUACCCGAGGGAACCAACGGAGUGGAGGAGAGAAUGGGGUUUGUUUGGGAUAAAGCUGUGGCCAUGGGGAAGAUGGAUGAAAACCAGUUUGUUGCAGUUACAAGUACAAACGCUGCCAAAAUCUUCAACCUGUACCCUCGUAAGGGGCGGAUAGCUGUGGGAUCGGAUGCUGACAUUGUUAUUUGGGACCCCGACAAGAUCAAGACCAUCACAGCAAAAUCACAGCAGUCGGCUCUGGAGUAUAACAUUUUUGAGGGCAUGGACUGUCGUGGUGGUCCUCUUCAUGUGGUCAGUCAGGGCAGGGUUGUGUUUGAGGAAGGGAAGCUUCAGGUUCAACAGGGAACGGGACGUUUUAUCUCCCGCAAACCCUUCCCUGACUUUGCCUACCAGAGGAUUAAAUACCGCAACAAGAUAAUGAACAUGCAAGGUGUUUCUCGUGGCAUGUAUGAUGGUCCAGUAUAUGACGUACCAGCUACUCCCAAAUACAUAACUCCUGCCCCCUCCGCUAAGACCUCGCCCACUACACACCAGCCUCCACCAAUCAGAAACUUGCACCAGUCUAACUUCAGCCUAUCAGGGUCUCAAAUUGAUGACAACAUUCCUCGGCGCUCUGGCCACCGCAUUGUAGCUCCCCCUGGUGGUCGGUCCAAUAUUACCAGCCUUGGUUGAGCCUUCAGUAGCUCCCAAUUGACUAUGAGUGUGUGUAUGUGUGUGUGUGUGAGGGAGAGAGAAGGUGUAUUAUUACAGUUCUCUGUUGACAAAUCAUCAGUAUUCUCCUUUCACAGGGUUAUGCUAUAAACAGGUUUGUUGUGCAACACGUGCAUGUUCAAAUAUCACUCCAACUUACCUGUGCAGCAGAUGUCCCAUCCACAGUGAAUAUCGUACAAACUAUUCUCACUGCUAAAGCAUCCCUAGAGAAUUACCUAUAGAUAGCUAGACAAUCACUAGAAAAAUACUCUAUAAGAGUUUAGAAAAAGUAGCAUCUAAUCAGUGCUAAUAUAAUAACACAUUUUGAGCUAUUCAGCCCCUUAUUCUGCCGAUGUGACACCAAGUGUUUGUGAAGUUGUGUUAAAAAUGUCCGUUAUUAAACCCUGUGAAACUAG